Capra hircus (goat) is the source of this 5590-nucleotide messenger RNA. It is a transcript of the gene SENP7, whose product is annotated as SUMO1/sentrin specific peptidase 7. NCBI's taxonomy places the organism in Eukaryota, Metazoa, Chordata, Mammalia, Artiodactyla, Bovidae. The record is from RefSeq and is a predicted model, not a curated record. Gene Ontology annotation, biological process: protein desumoylation. Gene Ontology annotation, molecular function: SUMO-specific endopeptidase activity. The transcript has 24 exons. The coding region runs from base 766 to 3909 and encodes 1047 amino acids. Gene Ontology annotation, cellular component: cytoplasm; nucleus.
GUCCUAUGAAAGGACUAAAGUAAUCAGCCUCAAAGUACUAAUCGUUGAGUUCGUUGAAGUCAGGGUUUUUCCCUUAGGUACUGUAAUAAAAAUUAGUUGAACAAAUUAAUACACAGCCACCCACUUUCUAGCAUCUCAUUAUUUAAAAAAAAUUGAGGUCCAGCUUUUUUCCUGUCCUUUAAAAAUUAUGGAUUUGAAUUUUGAAGCGAUCCUAUUACUUUUUCCUCAGCUGACUUAAUUGAUUUCCACUCCAAUUGCUAAACUAACAGGCUACUGAUUUUUGUCUUGUUAAAGUCUUUUUGCUUCUAAAUUUGAGGAAGCGCCUUGAGGACAGACACACAGCAGACGCCGCCGUGAGUAAAGUAAUACUAUCAAAGGACGAUUUCUGGGGUAGCGAAGUGGGGGAAUUCCUAGCUUCCUUGCUUUAAUUUUUAGUCAGCCGCAUCUUCAAGUCAACAAAACCUUUAUGAUCUUGGGCUAAAACCUCACACCCAGUCUCAGUAUCCUAUAGACACAGAGAGAAUGAAAAAACGUCACUUAAACAAACACUUGGCGACGGCGAACCCACAGAGCAAACAAGUCCCAGGAAGUGAUUUCCGGAUGGAGGUGGGAGGGGCGGUAAUUUCCGGUCUUAGGCAGGCGACGGCUCUUGCGCAAGCGCAAUUCUCACGUUCUUGGCUUUUUUUCCCCUUUCCCCUCUCCCUCCCUCCCCCACCCGGAGGGGGCUUGAGGUGACAGCGACUGCGAUUCCAGCAGGAGGAGAAGAUGGACAAGGGGAAGGCCGGGAGACGACGAUCUUCUGCUGAAAUUGUCACAGAAGGAAAAAGGAAAAAGCCUUCGUCUUCAGAGUUACAUAAGAUAACAAAGAUAUUAAAUGCAAAACCAGAGGAUGUUCAUGUUCAGUCACCACUGUCCAAACUCAGAAGCUCAGAACACUGGGAUGUUUCUUUGCAGGGGUUGAAAAGGAGCCUAAGAAAUAAGGUCCUCUCUCUAGACCAUAAAAGUAAAAAAGGUGUACGUGGUCAUCCUGUCACUGCUAAGAUAUCACCAGAAAGGCAACUCAAAGUUAUGUUGACGAAUGUCCUAUGGACGGAUUUAGGACGAAAAUUCAGAAAGACCCUACCUAGAAACGAUGCUAAUUUAUGUGAUGCCAACAAGGUGCAAUCUGACUCAUUGCCUUCGACAUCUGUUGACAGCCUAGAGACAUGUCAAAAAUUAGAACCUCUUCACCAAAGCCUUAAUUUAUCUGAAAGGAAACCCAGAGUUAUAUUGACGAAUAUCCUGGGAACGAAGUUAGGAAGAAAAUACAUAAAGACCUCAUCUGUAACUGAGGCCAAUUUGGGUGAUACAGACAACUUGCAAUCAGAGCAGCUUUCUUCAUCAGCUGAUGGCAGCCUAGAAUCUUGUCAAAAUCUAAAUCCUCACAAGAGCUUCUUUUUAUCUGAAAGCAGUUCACAAUCAAGUAAGACAGACAAUUAUGCAAAGCAGACUUCUUACACUAGAGAAAAACGAAGAGAUGACGAUGGCAUUUCUUUUAUGUCUGAUAUUCAGCCUAAAGACCUCAGUAGUGGAAGUAGAGACUGUGACCAUCUUGAAGAGGGGAGUGGAAACAAGGAUGAUACAAAUUCUGUUUCAAGAAUGGAACCCACUAUGAUUUCCAGGAAGAGAAAGAAAAGGCUUAGAAGUAAUUUACCUGGUACUCAUAAUCCUACUGCUCUGUAUAAGUCAGCAGAACAGACAAAAGAGCAAGAAAAUGACCCAGCAGUAUUCACUGAGUUGGAAAAGUCAAGUGAAAACUAUGAUGAGGAUCCAAAACUGUUUGAAGAAGUUAUACAUGAAUCCAUAGAAAGUGAUUUUGCUCAACUACCCUCACUUUGUGGUCAGGAGUUGGCUUUGAGUGCUUCUCCUCAAAUGACCUCUGAAUGUUCAACCAUGGAAACUUUUGAGAGCUCUAUCUCCUCUGAUACUAUGGGGAGUUCUACUCUAGUUGUGAAGGAUGAGAAUGAAUUGAACACAAUAGAAAAACCUGUUUUAAGUGAACACAGUGAAGGGAAUCCAUCAUUUAUCUCUGCUGAACCAAUUGUUGUUUCUAGUGAUGAAGAAGGACCCACUGAACAUAAAAGUUCAGAAAUUCUUAAAUUACAGCCUAAGCAGGAUGAUGCCAUUUCUCAUGAAAGUGAGAGUACUUCUGAACCAGUAGUGUCAGAACUACCAUUGAUUACUUGUGAGUCUGUACAGACUUCAUCUGAAUUAUGUUCAUAUAGUCCUGUCAUGGAAAACAUGUCCUGUCUUAUACCUAAGAAUGAGAUGGAUCUACAACUGGAUUUUGUAUUUACUUCUGUUUAUAUUGGUAAAAUAAAAGGAGCUUCUAAAGGUUGUGUUACAUUCACAACAAAGUAUAUUAAGAUCCCAUUUCAAGUGUCUGUGCAUGAGAUUUCAUUGCUAGUGGAUACCGCACAUUUAAAGAGGUUUGGGUUAUGGAAAAAUAAAGAUGAUGAUCACAGUAAAAGAAGUCAUGCUAUCCUCUUUCUUUGGGUCUCCUCAAAUUAUCUUCAAGAGAUUCAGACCCAGCUAGAAAAUUCUAUAUUAAGCCAGCAAUCAAAAUCGACUGAAUUCAUUUUCCUUGAGCUACACAGUUCUAUUUCACAGAGAGAAGAAUUGAAAUUGAAAGACAUUAUGACAGAAAUAAGUACAACCAAUGGAGAAUUAGAGCUUUCUUAUCCAUUGUCUUGGGUUCAGGCACUUCCUUUAUUUCAGAACCUGUCUUCCAAAGAAAGUUCUUUUAUUCAUUAUUACUGUGCUUCAACUUGUUCUUUCCCUGCUGCUACUACUGAAGAAAUGAAGAUGAAAUCGGUGUCUCAGCCCUCAAAUACAGAUGCAGCCAAGCCUACUUACACCUUACUGCAGAAGCAAAGCAGUGGUUGCUACUCACUUUCUAUUACUUCUAAUCCAGAUGAGGAAUGGCGAGAAGUCAGGCACACUGGACCUGUUCAGAAGUUGAUUGUAUAUCCUCCACCACCUACUAAAGGGGGUUUAGGAGUAACUAAUGAAGAUCUGGAGUGCUUAGAAGAAGGAGAGUUUCUUAAUGAUGUAAUCAUUGAUUUCUAUCUUAAGUAUCUUAUAUUGGAGAAGGCAUCAGAUGAACUUGUUGAACGAAGUCAUAUUUUUAGUAGCUUUUUCUACAAAUGCUUGACAAGAAAGGAAAAUAAUUUAACAGAAGAUAAUCCAAAUCUUUCAAUGGCUCAGAGAAGACAUAAGAGAGUAAGAACAUGGACUCGUCACAUAAACAUCUUUAACAAAGAUUACAUCUUUGUGCCUGUAAAUGAGUCGUCUCACUGGUAUCUUGCAGUCAUUUGUUUUCCAUGGUUAGAAGAAGUUGUGUAUGAGGAUUUUCCACAGACUAUAUCCCAGCACUCCCAGGCUGAGGAGUCCCACCAUGACAGCAGAGCAAUAGAUAAUGAUCUACAUACUUCUUCAGCACUGUCGUCAGGUACAGAAGAUUCUCAAAGUCCUGAGAUGAAUGUGACAGUACCAAAGAAAAUGUGUAAAAGGCCAUGCAUUCUCAUACUAGAUUCUUUGAAAGCUGCUUCUAUACAAAACACAGUUCAGAAUUUACGGGAGUAUUUAGAGGUAGAAUGGGAAGUUAAACGAAAAACUCAUCGUGAAUUCAGCAAAACAAACAUGGUGGACCUGUGCCCUAAAGUUCCUAAACAAGAUAAUAGCAGUGAUUGUGGUGUAUAUUUACUGCAAUAUGUGGAAAGCUUCUUUAAGGAUCCUAUUGUUAACUUUGAACUUCCAAUUCAUCUGGAGAAAUGGUUCCCUCGUCAUGUAAUAAAGACCAAACGGGAAGAUAUUCGAGAGCUCAUUUUGAAGCUUCAUUUACAGCAACAGAAGGGCAGCAGCAGCUAGUUAAUCUGUACAAACAUGACACAGAUGCUCUAUACGAUUACUGGAAAGCCGCUUACCAGCAUUUGUGUUGGCCAGCUCACAGAGAAGAAAAUAACUUGCAGUAGUUUUAUAAGUCAUUGUACAUUAUUUAAAAUAUAUAAGAUAUAUUAUUAGAAUUGUUGGGAUCUCAUAGAUGGAGUGGAAAUGAGGGUGAUAUAGAUUAAUGUAUUAGAUAGAAGUUAAAGUUUCAUAAAUAUUUGAUUCAAAAUAUUUCAUAAAUAUUUUCUGAUUAAAUAUGCUUGGAUUAUGCAAUAGUGUAUGUAAUGUGGGAAUGUUUUUGUAGAUAAUAAAGCUAUGUGAUCUGUACUUCCACAUAACUGGGAGUUGAAGGGAGUUAGGUCCUCCCUGGUGCCAGCCCCAGUGCUUGUCAAAUUUGUUGACAAGUCACAUUAUAUUGUAGUUUUAUUCUUUGCAGCUCAAGCAUGCAGUAUGAAUACUGUGUAUUUUUUUUAAAAAAAGAAUUUAGUAUCAAGGCUUCAGAAAAUGCCAUUUACGGCAUCCCUUCUGUAUAGCAUAAGAGAAAACAAUGUUAGGAUGGUGACAAGAAUUCACUCUUUCAAAGCGCAGCUUAUUUUUCUCAGUUGCUAAAUGGAACUGUUACUCUAAUUGUUGUUUGUUUUGUUUCUUUUGCUGUCAUGUGUGGGUAUCUGAGAAUUUAGUUUGUUCAUUCAGAGUGAAUUUGGAGCAAAAAAUUUAGCUAUCGCAAAAAAUUGCAUAUGUAGCUCAACUUAGUUUAUUUGAGAUAUAGCUAUGUAAAUAUUGACUCCUAUCCUACUCUGACAUCCCAGAAUAUGUGUAUAGUUUCUGUAAGUAUAGAAGAUAAAACUGGUGUCUUCAUAACUUUAAUUAAAAAAUCCUCGAAUUCUUAUAUACUAAUUGUUAGGACUGAAUACAUAAUUUUAUAGCUCUGUUUACCCAGUAUUUGUCUGCAAAAGCCAGAUUGCUUUCACUGCUUUUAUAUUUUUCAAUUGUAAUUUCUAGAGACUUAAGAACCAGAUGAAGCAUACGUUUUUAUUAAAUGUUCUGACAGGUAACAGUCUUGAAUUGAUGUGAUAAUGAUGAUAUUACAUAUGAUUCAACUCUUUACAACCUUCUAAUGUUAUCAGGAAUAUUUUGAGGGGACAAUUAUAUUGUAUUUUCUCAGAUAAGAAAAUUUUUAAAAUAAUAUUAUUUUAAUCUUCUAUUUUAGGCAUCUCUUAGAUUUAUGUUGUAACUGUAUAGCAGUGAAGGAAAGGCAAUUUAAGAUGAAGCUAACAGCUGGGAUGUUCUGUUUCAGAAUCAUGUGAAUUGAGUUAAGCCUUAGUGUCCUUAUGUUUGUGUCAUCACCUUUUUAUUGUUAAAGAUAUUUGUCCUUUGGAGAGUUCCUAUAAAAAUGGUUAUAACUACAUGUUUCAUUCCCAGUUUCUUUGUUGGGGAGGGAACUUUUUUAGAUGACUAUUCAUUGUUUUGUAUAUCUAAUUUUGGGAAAACAAGUAUAUAAUACAUCUUAUUGUGACUUCUUAACUUUUGUUUGUAUGUUUUUCAAAGAUACCACUGUCCCUUAUCAUGUUUUGAAGAUUGUUUAAAAUCCAUUUUCGUAAAUUCAUAUGGAAAUAAUGCUUUUAGAAUACCAACAUUUUAUAUUAAACAUAUUUCCAAUUCA